UAUCUCAAGGCUCAGGGACCAUUGUGGACAAGGGGCUGGAAAGACUGUCAGAGCCAGAGCUGGAGGAUGACUGCAUGGAAACAGAAUUUUCCAAACAAUUGUGUGUCUCAAGAUACCGAUAUGACAAAUUGGUGCUAAAGAAGGAAGGACCACAGGAACGCUCCUGGACCUUGACCCCACAAUAUAUAUACACUGGAAAGUACCAGGCCCUGUUCUCUGUGGGCCCUGUGUUCACCAGCCAGAGGUGGAGGCUCAGGUGCUUUGGCUAUUACAUGAGGAACCCACACAUGUGGUCAAAACCCAGUGACCCCCUGGAGCUGGUGUUCUCAGGGACCACCCGAAAACCCACCAUCUGGGCUGAGCCAGGUUCUGUGGUCACCUCAGAGACUCCUGUGACCAUUUGGUGUCAGGGGACCCUGGAUGCCCAAAAAUAUAUUCUUCAUAAAGAGGGAGACCCAGCACCUUGGAAAAUACAGACCCCACUGGAACCAAGGAACAAGGCCGAGUUCUCCAUUCAGUCCAUGGCAGAGCAACAUGCAGGGCGAUAUUGUUGUUACUAUGACAGUCCUGCUGGCUGGUCUCAGGGCAGUGACACCCUGGAGCUGGUGGUAACAGCCAUCUACAACAGUAAACCCAUCAUGUCAGCCCUGCCCAGCCCUGUGGUGACCUCAGGAAUGAAUGUGACCCUCCAGUGUGUUUCACAACAUGGAUAUGACAGGUUCAUUCUGACCAACAAAGGAGAACAGAAGCUCUACAGGACCCUGGACUCACAACACUUAUCAACGGGUCAGUUUCAGGCUCUGUUCCCUGUGGGCCCUGUGACCCCAAACAGCAGGAGAACCUUCAGAUGUUAUGGCUGUUACAAGAGAAAGCCACAAGUGUGGUCAGAACCCAGCGAUCCCCUGGAAAUACACAUCUCAGGUCAGGAAGCUUCAUCAUUCCUGGAAUCAUUUUUGAGACCCCCCCACAAAGACCUUUGUUAUGAAUCUCACUACUCUCCAGGAAUCCCAUGGCUGUCCAAGAAGGCCUUGCCACUGACCCAUCCAGAACCUCUCCCAGACCACAGAGAAAUUCUGAUUUUCCAUUGUUGCCCAGUCAUCAGCCACAGCAGAUUUGCCCUGGUCAAAGAGGAGGAAACUGGCUUCUCCCAGAAUCUUUUGACUGGUCUCCUUUAG
Nannospalax galili (Upper Galilee mountains blind mole rat) is the source of this 1175-nucleotide messenger RNA. RefSeq names its product leukocyte immunoglobulin-like receptor subfamily A member 5. Gene Ontology annotation, biological process: cytokine-mediated signaling pathway. The annotation marks the transcript as partial. NCBI's taxonomy places the organism in Eukaryota, Metazoa, Chordata, Mammalia, Rodentia, Spalacidae. The transcript has 6 exons. The record is from RefSeq and is a predicted model, not a curated record. Gene Ontology annotation, molecular function: inhibitory MHC class I receptor activity.